CGAUUAAUAAAUAGAUAGACAAAACAAGACAAAGCGUGUUAAAAUUUUCUUCUCAUCGUUUCGCGUGCAACUGCACGUCACAAGUUUCAACGUUAUCUACUGUAGGCGCUAUAUUCGCAUUAAACACACAGUGAUUUUACUGUAGACAAUAAAAACCAAGUACGCCGAGUGGAUGUGUGUACGUGUAUAAGUAGUUGGUGAUAAUGCAGUGAACUGCAUGCUUGUUAUUGCCGAAGAAAAUUGAACCUGCAGCCUUUGAGUUCAGACGUUCGAUCGACGGUUAAAUCAAAAGGACCCUGGAUGCAUCCGGGCAGCGGAGCAGGCCGAGGAGCUGGUGCUGGAGGCGACGAUGAAGCGCCAAAGGAUCCCGGCGCCAGGACGACUCACCAGUCGUACACUGAAAAGGAUUUCGAAGGUCACAGAGCGCACACCGUAUACGUGGGCGUUCAUUUACCAGGGGAACGAAGACACCGACGUCAUCACAAACACCAUCACGGAUCGCGUCAAUCGUCCUCAGGCGAGAAGGAUGACUCCGACUCGGAUCGUCCAGUCACUCCACCGGCUCAAAGGGUCCAAUUCAUCCUGGGCGAAGAGGUCGGCGAUGACGCCCACACCUCUCACCCGUUGUUCUCCGAAAUGGAGGAACUGGUCAAGGACGGUGACGAAAUGGAAUGGAAAGAAACGGCGAGGUGGAUAAAGUUCGAGGAGGACGUCGAGGAGGGUGGAAACAGAUGGAGUAAACCGCACGUCGCCACUCUGUCGCUGCACUCGCUGUUCGAGCUUCGAAGCCUGAUAUUGAACGGCACCGUAAUGCUGGACAUGGAGGCUUCGAGUCUGGAACAAAUCGCCGACCUGGUACUCGACAGUAUGAUAAGCAAAAAUGUGCUGCCAGCCGAGUCGAGGGAGAAGGUUCGAGAAGCUCUUUUGGUCAGGCAUAGACACCAGCAUGAAAGACGCAAGGACAACAACAUGUCGAGAUUGCCGAUAAUAAGAUCGCUAGCGGAAAUAGGUCGAAAUCAUUCCUCGUCAAAGAAUUGUGACUGUUCAUGUGGUUUGCAUUCGUUGUUGACGUCAGAUUUGCAGGAGAGACGUCCCGGCGGGGACAGCUAUGUCCCUGCGGGGGAAGCUGCGCCCCGGGACGCGGUCGUGUCCCGGAGCAGAAGUUGCCCAAGUCCGGACACGAGCCUCUUGUCCAAGGAGGCCAAGGACUCGAAAGGGCCUUACCUCCUGGUACCAGUGGAAGAAUCUAAUUCUGCACCAGUGAUAGCUGGUGCAACGGGUCAGGGAAGUGGCGGAGCUCUAAAUGCUGGAGGGCGUUUCCUCGGUAUCCCCGGGAGCUUCGGCCAAGAACCAGGAGGUAAUGGAUUGGACCGAAGUCCCAGCAGCAUCUCGAUUAGCAGGAAUCAUAGUUCGCCCGGUUUGGAAAAUGGAGACAUUAAUCACAGGGGUAAUACAAAUUUCAUGAGAAAAAUACCGCCGGGAGCAGAGGCGAGCAAUAUUCUGGUGGGUGAAGUGGAUUUCCUGGAUAAAACCUUGUCAGCAUUUAUACGCCUGAGUCAAGCUGGAAUAAUGGGGGACUUAACGGAGGUCCCCGUACCAACUAGAUUUAUUUUUAUACUUCUUGGACCAACGGGUGGAAGCUCGGGUUUUCACGAAAUAGGAAGAGCAAUGGCGACUUUGAUGUCCGACGAGGUGUUCCACGACGUGGCAUACAAGGCGAGAAAUCGAGACCAUCUUCUGGCCGGUGUCGACGAAUUCCUGGACGCAGUGACGGUCCUUCCACCAGGAGAAUGGGAUCCAACGAUCAGAAUCGAGCCUCCGGCUGCGAUUCCUUCGCAGGACACGAGAAAAAGACCGAAGGAGGAAAAGCCAAAGGAGGAAUUCGACGAGGAGGCCGACGAACAGAAGCAGAGAGAAGCUUCGGGGCUUUCGCGAACCGGUAGAUUGUUCGGGGGUCUGAUGAACGACAUAAAGAGAAAAGCACCCUGGUACUGGUCCGAUUUUAAGGACGCCCUGGCACUCCAGUGCAUCGCAUCGUUUAUAUUUUUAUACUUCGCCUGUCUAUCGCCUAUCAUAACCUUCGGUGGCCUCCUCAGUGAAGCAACGGGAAAAAAUAUGGCCGCAAUGGAGUCUUUGGUAUCAGGAUUCGUCUGCGGUGUUGGUUACGGUUUUUUUUCCGGCCAGCCAUUGACCAUCCUUGGAUCCACCGGACCAGUUUUAGUAUUUGAAACGAUAGUUUUCGAAGUCUGCAAAAAAGCAGCUUGGAAUUACAUGUCCUUCCGAUUUUGGAUCGGUGCAUGGAUAGCGGUGAUUCUCAUCGUUUUAGUUGCUAUCGACGCCAGUGCCUUUGUAUGUUACAUCACGCGGUUUACCGAAGAGAACUUUGCUACGUUGAUAGCUUUUAUUUUCAUCAUCAAGGCUCUGGAGAACGUUUUAUCGAUUGGCCAGAAAUUUCCUAUAAAUACACAUCCCGGCGAAAUACCGAACUACGAGUGUUGGUGCAAACCACCGAAUUUGACGUCGUCUUUUUCGUCGUCAAGUGGCCAAUACUUGAACUGGACGGACCUCAACCAGAAAGAGUGUCUUAAUUUUAACGGCACGCUUGAAGGCGUCGGAUGCAACACGCCUCACUACAUUCCCGACGUAUUUCUGAUGUCGAUAAUCCUGUUCAUGGGAACGUUCCUGCUAUCCAUCGAGCUAAAGGACUUUAAAAACGCGCUGUUCUUCCCGUCUAAGGUGAGGCAAAUAGUGAGCGAUUUCGCGGUGAUAAUAGCGAUAUUCUCGAUGUCACUGCUGGACCACUUCGUCGGUAUCGCAACGCCGAAACUGGAAGUGCCGCAGGAGUUUAAACCGACGUUGGAAGGUCGUGGUUGGAUGAUUUGGCCCUUCAACGAGAAUCCCUGGUGGAGUUCGAUCGUCGCAGUCCUUCCCGCGCUUCUCGGUACAAUUUUAAUUUUCAUGGACCAGCAGAUAACAGCGGUGAUAGUAAACCGGAAGGAGAACAAACUGAAGAAGGGCUGCGGCUAUCACUUGGACCUUUUCGUCCUCGCGAUUCUGAUAGCGAUUUGCUCGGUGAUGGGACUUCCAUGGUUCGUCGCUGCAACCGUGCUUUCAAUAAACCACGUCAACUCCCUGAAGUUGGAAUCGGAAUGCGCAGCUCCAGGAGAAAAGCCGCAAUUCCUUGGAGUCCGGGAGCAGAGGGUCACCCACAUACUGAUAUUCCUGAUGAUCGGUUGCUCGGUUCUCCUCACUUCCAUGCUCAGACACAUUCCGAUGCCCGUCCUCUUCGGGGUGUUUCUUUACAUGGGAGUCGCUUCGUUAAAGGGUCUCCAAUUCUUCGACAGACUGUUGAUCAUGCUUAUGCCGGUUAAGUAUCAGCCGGACUACAUGUUUCUUAGACAGGUUCCCCUGAAACGUGUUCACGUGUUUACACUCAUUCAAUUGGCUUGCCUGAUCUGUCUUUGGCUCAUCAAAUCCUUCAGCGCUACAUCGAUUCUGUUUCCUCUAAUGCUGGUCGUGAUGAUCGGAAUAAGAAAAUCGUUGGACUUUUUCUUCACGAGACGUGAGAUGAAGAUCCUAGACGACGUGAUGCCUGAAACGAGCAAGAAGCAUGCCCACGACAUGCAGCAACUUGAAAACGGCGAGGACGAGGAGAAAUCGCUCGGUUUCGGAACGUCGGGAAAUCUUCAGAUUCCAUUGGCGAAUGGAAACAUAAUGAAGAUACCGUUGGCGAGUAUAAACAUCAGCGAAGAGGUGAACAAGACCGGAAUAUGGCAGCAGGUGAACGAGGGGAAUUCGACACCCGGAGAAAAGCCAAAGCAGCCAAAAAUUAUCAAUGUUGGCAAACAGAAGAAGCACAGCAGAAGUAAAGACACGGCGUUGCUGAUGGCCGACGAGACAACGAGAUUGACGACAAUGACCGAAGAGGAGGAAGAAGAUUGCGGAAUUUCUAUAAAGGUUGAUUUGAUAAGAUCAAAGGAGUCUCCGAGUCCUCUAAAGGCAAACGGGACAACAUCCGCCGAGACGUCCGUCUGAAUUGUUGAAAUAUGCAUUAGAAAAGAAAACGGAAAGAAAUCAAACAAUAAAAUACAUAUUCGAAGUGGGAAUAGUUUUAAAACAUUUUUACAAUAUUAUUAAUGUACGAAUCGAAACGUGACACGAAUUUCUCCCCACCAUUUCACCCUUCGAUUAUU
Diprion similis is the source of this 4193-nucleotide messenger RNA. RefSeq names its product electroneutral sodium bicarbonate exchanger 1 (gene Ndae1). Gene Ontology annotation, cellular component: plasma membrane. The coding region runs from base 301 to 4035 and encodes 1244 amino acids. The record is from RefSeq and is a predicted model, not a curated record. Gene Ontology annotation, biological process: bicarbonate transport; transmembrane transport; regulation of intracellular pH. Lineage: Eukaryota; Metazoa; Arthropoda; Insecta; Hymenoptera; Diprionidae. The transcript is spliced from 22 exons. Gene Ontology annotation, molecular function: sodium:bicarbonate symporter activity; monoatomic anion transmembrane transporter activity; solute:inorganic anion antiporter activity.